ACUCUGAUAUGGGAUAAGGAUUUAAAGCCCCGCCUUUCAUUUCCUUGAGCUAUGAUGUAAGGGAGAGAGAGUGAGAGAGUCUUCACUUCCUUUGGAAAAACAAAAAGGAAAGAAACCCUCUUUCUCUUCUUACAUUCCCACAGAAAUUUAACAGGUUUAAUGAAGAAUGAGGUAUAUAUAGCUGCAAACUAGAACUCUUAACGUGCGCAACUGUAUUCCAUAUGACGCCUGUAAUUCCUUGUUCAGUCGGGAACAUCUCUCUCUUCCCUACAUCUACCUUCACCUCAAGGAAAGAUAAUAGACUAACAAAAUGCAAGCUUUUCGGAAAAUACACAAAACCCGCACUCCCUCCACAAAGGUUGCUGCUACUUCAGCCAAUCUCAGUAAGCUUAUUUCAGAAGUACAGCACCAGUGAUGUACAUAAUAAAUCAAGAAUCCAAAUAUUGGCUGCGACAGGGACAGAUGUAGCAAUAGAGGAGCCAAAUUCUGUGGUUGAAGGUGAAGAUGCUGACAAAAUCUCUGAAGUUUCACCUGAUGCUGUCGAAACAAGUGAAGCUUCCUCAACAGAAAAUGCAGGUCCUACUCCUACUGCCCAAUCCAAACGCCCGAGAACCGUGAGGAAGAGCGAGAUGCCACCUGUGAAGAACGAGGAGCUAAUCCCAGGUGCUACUUUCACUGGGAAAGUAAGAUCCGUCCAGCCAUUUGGUGCUUUUGUCGACUUUGGAGCUUUCACAGACGGAUUGGUACAUGUUUCCCAGCUGAGCGAUAGCUUUGUAAAGGAUGUUGGCAGCAUUGUUUCUGUUGGGCAAGAGGUGAAAGUGAGGGUGGUGGAAGCAAACAUGGAAACCGGACGGAUUUCACUAACAAUGCGUGAAAGUGACGAUAUCAGUAAGCUGCAGCAACGGAAAGAUGCUCUUGCUGGUGGUAGUAGUGAUAAGCCAAGGCCUGCCAGAAGAAGCAGUGCUAGAUCCAAUCAGAAGCGUGAUGAGGCACCCAGAAGCACAAAGUUCAUCAAGGACCAGGUUCUAGACGGUACUGUAAAGAACAUGACCAGAGCAGGUGCUUUUAUAUCUCUUCCAGAGGGUGAGGAAGGAUUCCUGCCCACAUCCGAGGAAUCCGAAGGAUUUGGGAACAUUAUGGGAGGCUCCACAUUGCAGGUGGGUCAAGAAGUCAACGUGCGGGUGCUGCGAAUUACAAGAGGGCAGGUGACAUUAACAAUGAAAAAGGAAGAGGAUAUGGAAGAGCUGAAUAUGAAACUCAACCAAGGUGUGGUGCAUGUUGCAACCAACCCAUUUGAGCUGGCUUUCCGUAAGAACGAGGCGAUCGCAACAUUUUUGGAAGAGAGGGAGAAAGUGCAGCAAUCCACCAAAACUUUGAGUUCGAAAAAGCCAGAACAGAUUGAAGGAAAGGUUGACCAAAUUGAAACUAAGUCUGAUGCUUUGAUAAAUGAUGAAGUGGAGACAGAAGUUGAGCAGCCUGUCAAAGCUGAAAUACCUUCUGCUGCUACAAACGUGGUAAUUGAGGAGGCUUUUGUAGAUGGAGUGACUGAAGGUAGCAAAGAAACUGACUCGCCGAAUGAGAUGGGUGAUCAGAUUGUAUCUUCAGAAAGUGGGGUCGGUGAGGAAGUCAUGGUGAGUCAAAACGAGACUGAAGUAACAACACUUGCAGAUGACAAAACGCCUUCCGUUGCAGCAAAUACGGUGAUAGACGAGGCUCCUAUAACAGAUGUGGUGAAGGAAGAUAGCACUGAAACAGAGUUACCUGGGGAAACAGGUGAUCUAAUCUCAUCUUCAGAUGGAGUGGAGGAAGAUAGCAAAGAAACCUUCAUGCCUGAUGAAAUACCUUCUGCUGCAGCAAAUACAGUAAUAGAUGAGGCUCCUGUGACCGAUUUAGUGAAGGAAGACAAGAGUGAAGGGGGUGUUCUAAUUUCAUCUUCAGAAAGUGAGGUCACCGAGGAUGUUCUUGUGAGUCAAGCUGAUGAUACUAAAGUGGAGAGCAAAGUAACACCAGUUGUAGAAAACAAAAUUUUCUCUGCUGCAGCAACCUCAGUUGUAGAUGCAGCUCCUGUAACCGAUGGAGUAGAGGAAGAUAUCAAAGAAACUGAAACACCCGAUGAGACAGAAGCACCGCCUCUUGUUGAGAAUGAAAUAGCUUCUGCUGCUUCAGAAGAAGACGUUAAAGCAGCUCCUUCUAUUCCUGAACCAAACGGCAGUGCCACCUCAAAUGAGCAAGCAGAUGUUCCUUCUGUUCAAGAAAGCACACCAAAAGCAACUAUAUCCCCAUCUCUGGUGAAGCAGCUACGUGAAGAGACUGGUGCUGGGAUGAUGGACUGCAAAAAGGCUCUAGCAGAAACUGGAGGUGACAUCGUUAAAGCUCAAGAGUUCCUAAGAAAGAAAGGCUUGGCAAGCGCGGAGAAGAAAGCCAGCAGGGCAACGGCAGAAGGGAGAAUUGGCUCGUACAUCCACGAUAGCAGGAUCGGUGUCCUUAUUGAGGUGAACUGUGAGACAGAUUUUGUUUCUCGUGGUGACAUUUUCAAGGAACUGGUCGAUGACCUCGCCAUGCAAGUAGCUGCCUGCCCGCAAGUGCAGCAUCUAGUCACAGAAGAUGUGCCGGAAGAGAUGGUAAGCAAGGAGCGGGAGAUUGAAAUGCAGAAGGAAGAUCUUCUGAAGAAACCUGAGCAAAUCAGGGAGAAAAUUGUUGAGGGCCGAAUCAGGAAGAGACUUGAGGAGUUAGCGCUGCUUGAGCAACCAUACAUUAAAAAUGAUAAGGUGGUGGUGAAGGAUUGGGUGAAGCAGACAAUUGCGACGAUUGGUGAGAAUAUUAAAGUUAGGAGGUUUGUCCGUUUCAAUCUUGGAGAAGGUUUAGAGAAGAAAAGCCAGGAUUUUGCUGCGGAGGUGGCCGCCCAAACAGCAGUGAAAACACCAACAGCGGCUCCAAAAGAUCAGCCUGCUGGGGAAGCCAAGGAAACAAUUGAAAAGUCACCACCAAAGGUGGCAGUCUCAGCAGCACUUGUCAAGCAACUACGGGAAGAAACCGGUGCUGGUAUGAUGGACUGCAAGAAAGCCCUCUCAGAGACAGGCGGUGACCUCGAGAAGGCCCAGGAGUACCUCCGUAAGAAGGGACUGUCAACUGCCGACAAGAAAUCCAGCCGGCUAGCCGCUGAGGGCCGGAUUGGGUCCUACAUCCAUGAUUCCCGCAUCGGGGUCCUGAUUGAGGUCAACUGCGAGACUGACUUUGUAGGGCGGAGUGAGAAAUUCAAGGAGCUGGUCAAUGAUCUCGCCAUGCAGGUUGUAGCCUGCCCUCAGGUGCAGUUUGUGUCGGUGGAAGAGAUCCCAGAAAGCAUAGUGAGCAAGGAGAGGGAGCUGGAGAUGCAGCGGGAAGACCUGCAAUCGAAGCCUGAGAAUAUACGGGCCAAGAUCGUCGAUGGGCGGAUCGCGAAGAGGCUGGGCGAGCUGGCACUCUUGGAGCAACCGUUCAUCAAGGAUGAUGGGUUGCUGGUCAAGGACCUGGUGAAACAGACAGUCGCGGCGCUCGGAGAGAACAUAAGAGUAAGGAGGUUUGUUCGAUUCACGCUUGGGGAGGCGACUAGCGAUGCAAAACCAGAGGCCCAAGAGUAGAUGGAGAAAGUCUGGCAAUGUAGCAGGUGGGGCCCUGCGAGUUUACAGCAUUUAAAGGGUCUUUAAUAACAGGAUUUGAAGAAGGUUUAAGGUAAUGUUGGGAGGAGAAUGUAAUUCUUUUUGUUGUGAUGAGAGAGGUUAUUAGAUUUUGCUGGUAGUUAUUGAGCAGUUGGUUUUUAUUAUUUUUUGCAUUUCGAGGACAUUUUUUGCAUUUACAUGUGCAAAAAUACGGUAUGAGGAAAACAUAUCUCAGUUUUUUGGAAUACAUGCAUGCAAAGUUACUUUC
Messenger RNA from Magnolia sinica, 3903 nucleotides. RefSeq names its product polyprotein of EF-Ts, chloroplastic. Gene Ontology annotation, molecular function: protein binding; translation elongation factor activity. Bases 222 to 3617 code for a protein of 1131 amino acids. NCBI's taxonomy places the organism in Eukaryota, Viridiplantae, Streptophyta, Magnoliopsida, Magnoliales, Magnoliaceae. The transcript has 4 exons. The record is from RefSeq and is a predicted model, not a curated record. Gene Ontology annotation, cellular component: mitochondrial matrix. Gene Ontology annotation, biological process: mitochondrial translational elongation.